AUGGUUGUUUCACCGCAAAGUCCUGCCAGCGAGACCCAAAGCGUUCAAGCUAAAAAAAUCAAUAUGGCCUCGAAACAAACAUCAGUUGCAGACACAAGAGCUGAACUGGCGGAAUUGGUGAAAAGAAAGGCGGAAGUUGCUGAAACAUUGGCUAACUUGGAAAGACAAAUUUACGCAUUUGAAGGUUCUUAUUUGGAAGAUACACAACUAUAUGGUAAUAUCAUUAGAGGCUGGGAUAGAUAUCUGGCCACAAAUAAAAGUACAAACUCUAAGGCUGAUAAAAGAAAUAGAAAAUUCAAAGAGGCUGAAAGAUUAUUCUCAAAGUCUUCCAUUACUUCCAUGGCGGCUGUAAGUGGACUUGUUGAUCCUGCUGAAGCCAAAAAUGAAAGAAAUAGUGAAACAGAAUCUCAGACAAAUGAAGAUUCAUCUGAUACACAAUUGAGUGGAGUUAAUAUUGGUAACUUAAAUCAUACAACAAUACAUGGCUCCACUGAAAGUAUUGCAUCCAAACCAUCGGGAAAACAACACACUAAUGGCGGAAUCGAGAAAAGCCUAAAUAGUUCAAUCACAAAACAGAGUAUUACUCAGAAAAUUGCUUCAUCGAGUAGCGUGUUACAAAAGGCAUUUGGAAGUGAAAGCAAGAUGUUAUCUGCCGUUGGCCUGGAUAGUAGACCUGGGACACCAAAAGAUAAAGACAUCGGCUUAAUGAACAAAGGCGACACAACUCCAAACUCAUUGAAACAUAAAUUGUCAAACAGCAGUAACAAUAGUAAUAUUAAGAAGAAUAACAACAAAAAGGCCAGGCAUAGAUAA
Danaus chrysippus (African queen) is the source of this 813-nucleotide messenger RNA. The record is from the annotation of a GenBank genome assembly. Lineage: Eukaryota; Metazoa; Arthropoda; Insecta; Lepidoptera; Nymphalidae.